UUUCAUUUGUCCUUGCACUGGUCCUGUGCUUCUGCGCAUUUGGCUAUUCAACUCCCGUAGUGAAGAAAUGUGAGAAGAUGGACAAUGGUGCCCUGGUGGAGGAGGACUGUGAGGAUGGGACAGGUGUGUCGUCAGUAGCUGGGGAGGCCGACAACGUCUUCGUCGGUGUUGACGUAAAGGGCCGCCGUGUGUUUAAGGUGGCGGGUAACGAAACCUGCUUCAUUGUCUCAGAUCCAGCCCCGCUGCCAGCCGAUGUGACAGAGGCCACAAUGGACCAAACAAAGACUCCGGUACUGGUGACUGACCAAGCUGUGUUGGACAGUGUGAGAGAAUGGUGCACAGGCGACGUCUAUGUCCUCGUGGCUGACGACACUGCUGUCACUGGAGACAGACACAAGCGAGCCAUCUGCUACAGAGUAGUGUGCAGAUACUACAUCUACUACGGGCGUCUGUAUCGUCACUGCAGAAUUUAUCUGUUCAGAUGUUAGAACACACGGACACAACGUGUAUCCUGAAAACAUCAACAUACAAAAUGUAUUUUCAAAACAUUGAGUAACUGAAAAAUCCUCACACGA
Messenger RNA from Haliotis rubra (blacklip abalone), 575 nucleotides. RefSeq lists its product as uncharacterized. The record is from RefSeq and is a predicted model, not a curated record. Bases 78 to 488 code for a protein of 136 amino acids. The transcript is spliced from 5 exons. NCBI's taxonomy places the organism in Eukaryota, Metazoa, Mollusca, Gastropoda, Lepetellida, Haliotidae.